GACCGACUGUCAAAUUGAUUUUGUGUUUGCUUUGCAUUUUUGCAUUGCAAAAUUCUAAGUAUUAAUUUCGUGAAGUGAAAAUUAGAUUUGUAUAUAUGAUUAGCAAAAUAUUUAUCAUUAUUAAUGAAAUUUACUUACUAAUGUAAAUAAGACAAAUACUAUUUGUAUAGAAGACGCAUAAUAUAUUUUUCAAAAUGAGUAGUGCAAGUGGGUCCUCGCAAUCACCUAUCGUCCAAGAGUUCAAAAUACGCGUGCCAAAGAAUGUGAAAAAGAAGUAUCAUGUGAUGAGGUUCAAUGCAACACUUAACGUAGACUUUGCAAAAUGGACACACGUCAAGAUGGAGAGAGAAAACAAUAUCCGAGAAUUCAAAGGAAUAGAGGAGGAGAUGCCCAAAUACGGAGCUGGUUCAGAAUAUGGCCGAGAUGUCAGAGAGGAAGCGAGACGCAAGAGAUUUGGGAUACAGUCCCGCAAAUACAAGGUUGAGGACCAGCCAUGGAUUCUGAAAGUGGGAGGCAAAACCGGAAAAAAGUUCAAGGGUAUCCGCGAGGGCGGUGUGUCAGAGAACGCAGCCUAUUACGUGUUCACUCAUGCGGCUGACGGUGCCAUAGACGCUUACCCUUUACAGGAGUGGUAUAACUUCCAGCCUAUUCAGCGGUAUAAGGCUUUAUCUGCGGAAGAAGCCGAACAGGAAUUUGGAAGGCGUAACAAAGUGAUGAACUACUUCUCGCUGAUGUUCCGGAAGCGCAUGCGCGGCGACGAGGCCGCCGACGACGCCGACGAGGACAGCGACAAGAAGACGAAAGGGAAAGCGAAGAAAGACUUGAAGAUCUCGGACAUGGACGAGCUGAUGGAGUCGGGCGACGACUCAUCUGACUCGGAAGCUGUGGACAAGGAAGACUCUGACUCAGGCGCCAAGAAGGCCAAGGACAAGAAGAAAGUCCGCCCCCCAGUUGCGGCCACGAAGAAGAAAAAGAAGGUUGAAGACGAAGCAUUUGAGGAAAGUGACGACGGGGAUGAAGAAGGUCGAGAAAGGGAUUAUAUAUCGGACUCAUCGGAAAGUGAGUCCGACCAUGAGAUGAAGGCGAAUAAAGAGCUCAAAGGAGUCGCGGAAGAAGAUGCACUCCGGAAACUGCUGACCUCCGACGAAGACUCCGAAGAGGAACAGGAACAGAAACAAGAGUCGGAGCAAGAAGACGAGCCGACAAAAGAAGGAGAAGAAAGAGCUAGCAAGCUCACCAAGAAGAAAAAGACUGAAGUUAAGAAGGACAAAGAGUCGAGUACGGAGUUCAGUUCGGAUUCAGACACGGACCCGGAGAGCGGCGCCAACAAGAAGCCCAAGAAGAGCAAGGGCGCCGCGCAGGACAAGAACGCGGCCAAUACUUCCGCGACUGGCAGCGCGGGCGCGCUGGCGGCGCUCGCGGCCGCGCACGCCGCCGCGCAUCACGCGCCCGCCAAGCGCCCCAAGCUCGAUCCCAACUACGUCAACGAAUGCGGCGUAACCGAGGAAGCGGUACGCAGAUACCUGGCGCGCAAGCCCAUGACGACCACGGAACUCCUCACCAAGUUCAAGUCCAAGCGGUCGGGGGUCCGCAGCGAGCGACUGGUGGAGACCAUGACGCAAAUACUCAAAAGAAUCAACCCUGUCAAACAGAAUAUCAACGGGAAGAUGUAUUUGAGCAUAAAGUCGUGAAUAAAUUGAUUUUUAAUA
Messenger RNA from Plodia interpunctella (Indianmeal moth), 1709 nucleotides. It is a transcript of the gene TfIIFalpha, whose product is annotated as Transcription factor IIFalpha. The record is from RefSeq and is a predicted model, not a curated record. Gene Ontology annotation, molecular function: DNA binding; RNA polymerase II general transcription initiation factor activity; TFIIF-class transcription factor complex binding. The transcript is spliced from 14 exons. Lineage: Eukaryota; Metazoa; Arthropoda; Insecta; Lepidoptera; Pyralidae. Bases 195 to 1691 code for a protein of 498 amino acids. Gene Ontology annotation, biological process: transcription initiation at RNA polymerase II promoter; positive regulation of transcription elongation by RNA polymerase II. Gene Ontology annotation, cellular component: transcription factor TFIIF complex; nucleus.